UUAACAAAGAUGGCUAAAUACGACAAAAUGAAAGAAAUAAAAGACUUCGACAAUUCAAAGAUCGGAGUUAAAGGUCUUUCCGACUCCGGCACCACCACCAUUCCAAAGUUCUUCAUCCACCCGCCGGAAACUCUCUCCGACCUAAAACCCUCGGCCAAAACCGUCGCAAUCCCCGUCAUCGACCUCUCAAAUGAAGGGACCAACCGGACAGAGAUCGUGAAACAGGUGCGAGAGGCUGCCGGUGACUGGGGAUUCUUCCAGGUUGUAAACCAUGGCGUGCCCGUUUCAAUCCUUGAGGAAACCAUCGCCGCCGUGAAAGCCUUUCACGAGUUGCCGGCGGAGAUAAAGGGACAAUAUUAUAAACGGGAGGAAAGGAAAGGAGUUAUGUAUUCUAGUAAUAAUGAUUUAUAUCGAUCAAAAGCCGCAACAUGGCAUGACUACCUUCAGGUAUGGAUGAGUCCGGACCCUGUGGUGGUUGAAGACAUACCAACAAUAUGUCGGAGAGAAUUGGUGGAUUGGGACACACACGCGAAGAGAGUUAUUGAGAACGUAAUGGAGUUGUUAAGUGAAGGUUUGGGAUUGGUUCCGAACCGGUUCAAAGAGUUGACACUUGUUGAUGAAAGGAUCGUGGUCGGAAUUAUUUAUCCACAUUGUCCGCAACCAGAUCUAACUGUGGGGCUUAUUCCUCAUACUGAUCCUGGCAUAAUCACUCUUCUACUAGCAAAUCAGAUUGGUGGAUUACAAGUUAAACAUGGUGAUGAUGGAUGGGUUGAUGUCAAGCCUUUGCCCGGUGGUUUGAUCAUUAAUAUUGGGGACUUUCUUCAAAUAGUCUCAAAUGGAGAAUACAAAAGUGUGCAACAUAGAGUGUUAGCAAACACUUCUAAGGAACCGAGGAUUUCGGUUGUCGAGUUCUUUAACCUUACAAAGUGGAGAGAUUCCGAUAAAUAUGGACCGUUGUCGGAGAUUCUAACUGACGAGAAACCUGCUAUAUACCGGGACUUCACGCAAGAAGAGUUCAUGCAAAACUUCUAUAGCAAAGGACUUGAUAGCAAAUCUCUUGUUGACAAGAUCAAGAUUCAUAAUAUUUGAGUGUGCAUUAUCAUAUGUUGUUGAAUAAA
Impatiens glandulifera is the source of this 1118-nucleotide messenger RNA. RefSeq names its product 1-aminocyclopropane-1-carboxylate oxidase homolog 6-like. The transcript is spliced from 3 exons. NCBI's taxonomy places the organism in Eukaryota, Viridiplantae, Streptophyta, Magnoliopsida, Ericales, Balsaminaceae. The record is from RefSeq and is a predicted model, not a curated record. The coding region runs from base 10 to 1089 and encodes 359 amino acids.